AUGUCAGCGAAUAGUAGCUCUCCCGAAGCAGUAUCUACUAUCACAGAUGAAAACAAACUAGAAGAACCUACGGUUGAAGAGUCACCAAAUGCAUCAGGUAAACUGAAGAAAAAAACAAAAUCAUCGACAUUAUCAGACGAACAGAAGAAAGCUCAUCAUAUAGCAUCAGAACAAAAAAGAAGAGAAAAUAUAAGAUCAGAAUUUGACAAAAUAGUAUCAUUAACUCCAAAUUUAACAGAACUGGAGAAUAGAUCAGAACUAAACAUAUUGACUAAAAGUGCUGAUUAUAUUGAUCAAUUGAGAGAUGAGAAUAUUAAAUUAAUAGAAAUGUGUAGAUCAAAGGGUAUUGAAGUUCCUGAUGAACUAAUUUAUAAAGGUCCUCAAAAUGAUGGUAGUGAUGUUGCUAAAUAG
This is a messenger RNA of Lodderomyces jiufengensis, 411 nucleotides long. RefSeq names its product Ino4p (gene INO4). Gene Ontology annotation, cellular component: RNA polymerase II transcription regulator complex. The record is from RefSeq and is a predicted model, not a curated record. The transcript is spliced from 2 exons. Gene Ontology annotation, biological process: positive regulation of transcription by RNA polymerase II. Bases 1 to 411 code for a protein of 136 amino acids. Lineage: Eukaryota; Fungi; Ascomycota; Pichiomycetes; Serinales; Debaryomycetaceae. Gene Ontology annotation, molecular function: DNA-binding transcription factor activity; protein dimerization activity.